Molecule: messenger RNA, 5764 nt
Organism: Scophthalmus maximus (turbot)
Lineage: Eukaryota; Metazoa; Chordata; Actinopteri; Pleuronectiformes; Scophthalmidae
Gene: eps15
Product: epidermal growth factor receptor pathway substrate 15
Exons: 25
Coding region: 269-3610 (1113 amino acids)
Biological process (GO): endocytosis; endosomal transport
Cellular component (GO): clathrin coat of coated pit; cytoplasm; plasma membrane
Molecular function (GO): calcium ion binding; cadherin binding
Source: RefSeq, a predicted model, not a curated record
GCGCGGUGCUCGACCGCUUCGGAGCCGCUUCAUCCGACUUCAGUGGAGCCGCUCGGCCUCGCUCGUCUUCGCUUCCGUGUCGGAGAGUAUUUAAUACGGUUUCGUGCCGCUCAGCUGUUGUUUAGUUGUCGCCGCUGCAGGCUCGUUGUUUCUGGUCCGAGGUGUUGAUUCCAGACCCCAUGUGUGGCUCUGUGGUGGCUCUGCUGUCAUGUUGUGCGAGUUCAGCCGUUGCUAAUAUGAUUUUUCCCCCGUCACGCGAGUUGCAGAUAUGAACGUGGUGGCCUCCGCCGGGAGUCUCGCCACAGGGCUGCACGGACUGUCCAGUGGAAAUCCCAUCUAUGACAAAUUCUAUCGACAGGUUGAUCCGACUGGCAGUGGGCGUGUGACGGCGGCAGACGCAGCUCUGUUCCUGAAGAGGUCGGGCUUGGCUGACCUGGUCCUGGGGAAGAUCUGGGAUUUGUCAGACUCUGAACGUAAAGGUGCUCUCAGCAAACAGCAAUUCUUCAUAGCAUUGCGGUUGGUAGCCUGUGCUCAAAAUGGCCUGGAGGUGGCACUCAAGAGCCUUAAUGUGGCUGUUCCUCCCCCCAAAUUUCAUGACACUAGCAGCCCGCUGUUAGCGGGAGGAGGGACUGUCGACUUACCCUGGGUUGUCAAGCCUGAGGAGAAGAUCAAGUUUGAUUCCAUCUUUGACAGUCUAGGUCCAGUAGGAGGGAUGCUAACAGGAGACAAGGUUAAGCCUGUCCUGCUCAACUCCAAACUCACAGUUGACAUCCUCGGCAGGGUGUGGGAGCUAAGUGACCUCGACAGAGAUGGCAUGUUGGACAAGGAUGAAUUUUCUGUGGCCAUGUAUUUGGUGUACAGAGCAUUGGAGGGGGAACCCGUUCCCAUGUCCCUACCACCUCCCCUGGUUCCACCCUCUAAAAGGAAAAAACCCUCUGUGCCUCCCGUGAUGCCACUGUUACCCUCGCCCCCCUCCGUCAAAGAUAGUCGCUCCUCCCACACUGGCUCUAAGACCAUGCCUCACCCUCCUAAACCCGCCCCAGCUCCUGUCCCAGCACCAACGCCAGCACCAGCUGCUGUUUCUUGGGCGGUGUCAGCAGCAGACAAAACCAAAUCUGACGAGCUCUUCAAUAAGACAGACGGUGACAUGGACGGGCUGGUGUCUGGACCUGAGGUCAGAGACAUCUUCCUGAAGACUGGGCUGCCCUCUGCCACGCUUGCACGUAUCUGGGAGCUCUGUGACAUUGGAGACAUCGGGAAACUGACCCGAGAGCAGUUUGCCCUGGCGCUCCAUCUAAUCACUCAGAAGCUGACGAAAGGCCUGGACCCUCCACAGAGCCUCACCCCAGAGAUGAUCCCCCCAUCAGACAGGCAAAACAUCAAACAGAACAACAUGGUAAACCUGGCUGCUGACUUCUCAGCCAUCAAGGAGCUGGACUCUCUCAGCAACGAGAUCGUUGAACUACAACGGGAGAAGAGCUCUGUGGAAGAGGAGAUCAAGGAGAAGGAGGAGGCCAUCAGACUGCGCAGCAGCGAAGUUCAGGACCUACAAGAUGAGGUGGCGAGGGAGAGUGAGGAGCUGCAGCGGCUCCAGACUCAGCGUCAGAGGGUCCAGGAGAUGUUGGAGGAGCUGGACCAACAGAAGUGCUCCCUGGAGGAGCAGCUGACUCACAUUCGCCAACAGACCACCCAGGAGACACAACUGAUCUCAUCGCUGCAGUCGGAGCAUGAGGAGCAGGAACAGAGGAUCUGUGAGUAUGAGGAGGAGCUUGUCCAGGCCCGAGAGGAGCUCCUCGCUCUCCAGGAGGAGAGCAGGAGGCUGCAGGAGAAAGUCCAGGCGGCUCAGGAGCAGCUCACACCUCUGCAAGAUUCUGUGCGAGACUCUUUCUUACAAGUUGCACAGGUUCAACAGAAACUGAACGACCUUCAAGUGGAGGAGAGGUCAGUGACUGCCCAGCUCAGCUGGAAGAGAGCCCUGGAGGACAGCUCUCCUGUGAUGGUCAACGGAUCAGCGGGCAACACAGCAGUGCAGCACCAGGGCGACCUCUUCCAGGAGGACCAGCCGAAAGAGCUGAAGGAGGAUGAAGCAGCUGCUGUCUGCAGCCUUCAGAAAGAACAUUCGGACCAAAAAGAGAAAGGAGUGAAUGAGAAUGAAGAGGAGGAGGAGGACGAGAAGGAGGACGAGAGUCCAAAUACUCAAGAGGAGGAAAAGCCGAAACCUAAUGCCUUGGAUGAUCUCUAUAGUAGUCUAGUCUCCACUGAUAUGUACAAUAGUCUGUCAACCUUGGCCAAACCACGGGAGAACACUGUCAGGGAACACACUAGCCACAACGUUUCCUCAGAAGUUGCCCAUGAUGCCGAAAAAUCAUCUAACGAGAGCCCACUAAAGGUGGAAUCAGCAGACCACGAGAACAAACAGGAGCAGGAGCCAGCAGAGUCCCAAGAACCCACGACCUCUGCGUUACCAGGCGGCCCAAUGCCGCCGCAGACCAGCCCCCCCUCCCUGCCUGAGAUGGACUUCUUCCAUUCGGACCCCUUCACAGACCACGAUCCAUUCAAAGAAGAUCCAUUUGCAAAAGCAGAUGUUGCAGAUCCAUUUGGAGGAGAUCCAUUUAAAGGGACGGAUCCCUUUGCCGCAGACACUUUCUUCACACAGACCUCCAGCGCCCCCUUUUCCUCAGAGGACCCUUUCUCUGCCUCAGCUGACCCGUUCGGUACCACCACUGGCAUGCCAGAACCAGACCUGUUCGCUGCCAAGCUGAACAAUGCAGCGUCUGCACCAGCAGCAGGCCUCGACCCCUUCAUCUCCAAACCUACCAAUCCAGCUUCAGCAGCCAAGGAUCCAUUCAUCACCACACGAAACAACAUGGCAGAGUCUGACCAAUUCACAGGCCAAGUCAGCGCUGCAGCAGAGGCGGAUCCUUUCGGUUCUCAGGACGGAGGGACGGAUCCGUUCAGCUGCUCGCCGGUCAACUCUGAUCUGGCGGUGGACACUGCAGCGGCCAAUGAUCCUUUUGCUCCGGGCGGUACAGCAGUGAGCUCCAGCUCAGAUCCAGAUCCAUUCGCUGCCAUGUUUGGUAGCGAGUCAUUUGGAGGGGGCUUCGCAGAUUUCAGUGCCUUGUCUAAGUCGAACGGCGCUGACCAAUUUGGCAUCAAUAAUAAGAACCUGUUCCAGGAAGACAGUCCGUCUACCUGCCCUGACGUGCCCCCUGCUCUGCCCCCGAAAACGGGUACGCCAACUAGACCUCCACCUCCACCUCCAGGUAAGAAAUCCUCCAUCUCCAGAACCGAGUCCUCUGACUCCUUCCAGCGACGAGGGCACUUCCUCCCACCGCCUGCAGGAGAAUUCUCCUCCCCCUCCUCCUCGCCCUCCCUGCCUGCCAAGGAUCCUUUAGCCGACCCCUUCGCCCCCUCCUCCCCUCCUCGUCACAACGUACGGGAAGCUGACCGAUUUGCCAGCUUUGACAAAUAUCCGACAGAGGAAGACAUGAUAGAGUGGGCAAAGCGCGAGAGCGAACGAGAGGAAAAGGAGCGACUUGCAAGGCUCACCCAGCAGGAACAAGAGGACCUGGAGCUGGCCAUCGCACUCAGCAAGUCUGAACUCUCCUGAGGAGCUGGUCAGACCCAUCCUCCCCUCCCCUACCCUCCUCCACUGGCCCGGCACAGCACAGCACAGCACAGCCUGGCCCAGCCCGGAAAAGCACCAAAGCAAAGUGGGGACUGUACAGGACUGAUUCAGCAACACCUGCUGACCCCAUGAAGAGACCUUCGUAGAAUGAAUCCCUCUCUGAAUUCUUCUGCACCCAACUCCCUCCCUCCCUUACUCCCCCCUGAGACUGUUCACUGUGCACCGGCCUUGCAGUGUCGUGUUGUUCCAUCCUGUUGGUCUCUGUGGUUUUUCGUGUGGAGGAGCGGACCAAGAAAAGGAGCGCACGGAUGGUUUUAAAUGAAAUGCAGUGAACAAGGAUGUCGAGGUUGUGGAAGUGUUGAGAGCAUCGUGCUCUGUUGACUCAAACACCAGGCUACAAAUGCCACAUUGACUCCCCAGAAUGUAAUUUAUUUAAAACUAGACUGAAAUGACCUUUAUCAUGAGUCGUCUUUAUCCACUAAGUAAAAAAAACGUUACUAGUCAUUAUUAAACCACAGCUCUUAUAUCUUAUGAACUCGUGCUGUAACGAAACCUCAGCAUGUAUCUUUAAUAUCUUAUGAAGAGGGCGACGUUGGCAGAGGGCCUGUGAGAUUUUUUUUUCUCACUUCUCACCAUUUAACAUUUCUACAUGUUUAACUGGAAGUUACUUGUCCUCAGAUAUGUGAAAUACAAAAUUAUACUAAAAAGGAACAAAUCACAUCACAGCUGCCACAUUUAGCUACUUUAUAAUUUCUUUAAAAUGUAAGUGUGCAAAGCUUUGCAUCUGUGCUGUCUAUUUUUUGGGAGAAACUGAAAGGAGUGAAGCCCCAUCCAUUACAUGUAAAAACUAAAUAUUCAUUAGCAUUCAUUUUCAAGGCACACUACAACAAUGCAAUGCGCCUUUUUUUUUUUUUUUACCUUCAGCUUUAUUUAAUCACCUGAAUAAUUUUUUUCUGUUUAUUUAGUGUCUGAAGUGUUUUACAAAAAGUUGCUUGAGAUUUGCUGAAAUGUGGCUGCGAAAGCGCCGAGUUCGGACAUGAAGAAAAGUAGAUGAGCUUGGAAAUGUAAUCUGGGCUUUCAUCGAUGAAUGUAUUUGUGUUUGAGCAGAUGGUAAACCCCACGUAACCUUCGCCCUUUACUCACAUGUUAAAUGAAGAGUGUUAAUCCGGACAUGAUCCGCACAGAGAACCUGGUUCUCUGGUUUGUCUCCUCUGUCUUCCUCACUGAAGUCGCAUCUGCAUGGAUGCUGGUCGGGCAACUCCUUUUUAAAAAAAUAAUUUAUGAAGACGUGUGUCAAAAACGUCAUACCAGUGCUGGUGCUUCUUUUGUUAUAGCCUGGACUUGUUUUAGUUUUCCUCUCUGACGAGCUAACCGGGUUCAAAGUGUUACACACAGUCAGUAAGAGUCGGUUGAUUAGUGCGAGUGGUUUUCUGUGAACCUCUUCUGUGUGUGCGCUGCAGCCUCUGUGUGUUUGACUUGCAAAAAGGUCGCUGGGAAUAAAAGCUCACGUUGCACUGCCUCCCUCAUAGCAGGGGGCCGGCAAGUGAUGCUUCUCCUUGUGUGGGGUAAUUUUGUCGUUUCUCCCGGAAAAUGAACCAAGAUAUUUAAAAAACACUUGAACGCUAAACUGUGACAGAAGUUUUCUGACAAGGGAAAGCUUGACCGAGCUGAGGUUUUCAUUUUUCCAUUUUCUCUGCUAAUAUCUGACCAAACGGUGCACGACACUUUGGACGCAUCUCUUGCUAUUCUGAACUUCUUUUUUCAUGUUUUCAUUUAGUGAGCAGUGUCCUCUUCUCGUGUCUGGUUGAUGCAGCACUUUGUGAGGAGUGCUGUAUCUCAUAUAUUGCAGUCCACAUUUACACCAGAGAACCAGAGUACGCCCGUCUUCACUGCUUCGCCGCUUGUCUCUUGCAUUUGAAGGCCUCCAGACACAUCAAUGUCAUUUGUACAGACUCCUUGAAUUUUACAAAUUAAGAACCACUUAUGUUUUCUAGGCGUACUCAUAAAGGCUUUUUAAAACUCAAGCUAAUUGUAUUUUAUUUUGUAUUUUCUAACGUGUAAUAAAAAUCAUUAUUGGGAGUUUUGGCCAGAAUAUAUAAUGCAUUUAAUUGAAAAAGAAUAAAUAUUAAACAUGUA